UUCAGGGUUCCGUUAAGCGCUGCGAGGGCAGCCCUGGAGUCUGUGAAUGGAUCGCUUUGGCGCUAGAAAGGCAGCCGCUGGACGUAUUGGCGCGCCUUGGUCCGUGCGUCGCGUAAGCCUGCUCCUCGUGCCGCCUGAGGUGCCUGCCUUUGUUUCCCGAUGAAUUAGGUAAGAAGUCAGAAGAGGCAGCAGAGCUAACAACGUGCAGCUCUUGGGUGAGGCUGAUUUGAUUCCCCAGGCCGCGGCGGCCGGUGGUGGAGCUCGACAGUGUGGCGGCGGCGCGUCUGGGGUCCCGACGACAAUCACCACCACCACCACCACCACCACCACCCAAAAGCGCUCGCUUCUCCCACCCAUUUCGUCACUCCCCAACUACCAUCGCCAACCUUCGUCGCCUUCAGCACAGCGUCCCACGACCGCGUUGUCAGGCGCGGCUUUCCCAGCGCCUCCACCGCAUUCACCCCCGUCUUUCUCGACUGCGCAUCUGCCGAGCGGCCCUUGACAUCUGCUGCUGGCGAGCGCAAGCGACCUUGCUGCUGUGCCACCAUGGCGGACGCUUCUUCCUUCGUCAAGCCCGACCCGGAGGACGAGGAAAAGAAGCCCCUCGCCGCCCUCGACGACGAUGAUCUCUACGAGGACGCCGGCGAUCUCGAGUUCUACGACAAGAGCGCCGCCGGCCGGCAAUUCGAGACGCUCUACCUGGCCCGCGUGCCGCGCUACAUGUGGGAUGCCUGGCUCAAGAUGACGGACCGCCUCGGCGACGACGACGAGAUCCAGAUCGGCACGCUGCGAACCUGGAACGAGCCCGUCCCCGACGCCACCAUCGAGGGCGGCACGCGCGACGUCACUAAGCUGCGCAUGUUGCUCGAUGCCAACUGCCCGGAGCACCAGAUGCUGCCGCGCGAGUACGACCUCGAGGUCCUCGAACGCGACGUCCACAACCACUUUGUUUUUAGCGAGCAGGACCUCGAGAGCUACAAGGCCAAGAACAAGGAGCGCGCCGAUGCCGCCGCCGCAGGUAUCCCUAUGUCGCUGCUGCGCCAGAGGCAGGCCGCCGAGGGGCAGGCGGGUCAGUCCUCGGGCCCCCAGCGUAACUCAUACGACCGCAAGAGCCGGUACCAGCCCUACUAUCGCAAAGCCAUUCCCAAGAGGACCAAGAUCUUUGGCAAAAUUCACUACGAUGUGCGAGUCGAGCCGCGCAACAUCCAGGAGGAGGAGCGACUGCUCGCCCAGCGUCUGUUUGACGCCGAAAACUCCAAGUCGAAGCUUCGCAUCAUCAGCCGCAACAGCGCGUCGGCCAUUAUCAACCCGGGCACCGCCACGGCCGCCCAAUGGAGCGGCAACUUUAUCAAAAAUGCUCCGCAGGUGGUCAAGCCCAAGAAGGGCGAGGUGUUCAAGGCCGCGCGUAUCCCCAAGAACCAGCUUCUGGAUCUCAUCUUCGACUGUUUCCGCCAGUAUCAGUACUGGUCCAUGAAGGCCCUGCGACAGAAGCUGCAACAGCCCGACUCGUACCUGCGACAGGUAUUGGAGGAGGUGGCUGUAUUGCACAAGAGCGGCCGCUUCGCAAACCACUACGGACUCAGCGAUGCGUACAAGGACAAGGCGGGCAGCGAGGCCAAGGAAGAGGCGGCCGAGGCUGCCGACGAUGGGGACGAUGACGAGCCCGAGGAGAUGGAGGAUGUGCUACCCACGCAGUGAGUGCACGGUAUAGCUACCUAACGGACAUGGCUGGCCGGGGUCGGAAGUAAAAGGGAAGACACAUGUGGCGUUUUGGCGUUGAGCUCGACUCUGGGCAUGGAUACCCGAUUUCAUAGAUGACCGGGAGGGACCUAGACAAUCUUGACUGUAACAUCUCCCAUUCUCAUGCCUUGCCCUGGCCGGGAGCAGGGGGAUGUGCAUUUUGCGCUCGUGGCUUUGCACGUGAAGAUGGGUCACCUUCGGAGCUGGCUGAUGCUGAAUGCUUUCAAGUUAGUAACUUAGUAUAUCAAGAAUCAAUUGGGC
This is a messenger RNA of Purpureocillium takamizusanense, 2001 nucleotides long. RefSeq names its product DNA helicase. Lineage: Eukaryota; Fungi; Ascomycota; Sordariomycetes; Hypocreales; Ophiocordycipitaceae. The coding region runs from base 547 to 1698 and encodes 383 amino acids. Gene Ontology annotation, biological process: transcription by RNA polymerase II; transcription initiation at RNA polymerase II promoter. The record is from RefSeq and is a predicted model, not a curated record. Gene Ontology annotation, cellular component: transcription factor TFIIF complex. The transcript is spliced from 3 exons.